CUCUCUUCCAUUGCUAGUGUGUGUGUAUCCUCGAAGCAAUUGAAGUUAAAAGCAAUUAAACAGAGAGUGAAAAUGCAGAGCAGCCCGAAUACAGCGGGGAAUAAGAAGGAAACGGCAGCCAACAUAAUGGCCUCAGCUAAGGCUUGCAUAGGGAAGACCAAGGCCACCGUUGAUGCGAAGAUGGAAAGCAGGAAAGCCCAAGAUACAGCGCAGAAAGAAAUGGCCACCAGAAAGAAAAAUGAGAGGAUCACCCAGAUUGAACUCGAAGAGAAGCAGGAACGUGCCCGCAAUGCCGCAAUCAAAGAGGCGGGAAGGACUGGCAGAGGCGAUCCCACUGGAAACCAGCCGAUUUCAGCUUUACCUGGACAGGGCGCUGGCCAGCCUGUGGUGGGGUCGUACCCCGUUGGCACUGGCGCUGGCACGGGCCAUCCCAACAGAAACCAUCCGAUUUCAACCUUGCCUGGACAUGGCGUUGGCCAGCCUGAGGUGGGGUCGCACCCAGUUGGCACCGGCACCGGCACUGGCACUGGCAUAAGCUAUCCCGACGGAAACCACCCAAUUUCAACCUUGCCUGGACAUGGUGCUAGCCAGCCUAAGGUGGGGUCGCACCCCGUAGGCACUGGCUCUGGCACACGCUAUCCCGACGAAAAUCACCCGAUUUCAGCCUUGUCUGGACAUGGCACUGGCCAGCCGGAGGUGAGGUCGCACCCUGUUGGCACGGGCACGGGCACGGGCACUGGCACUGACACACGCUAUCCCGAUAGAAACAACCCGAUUUCAGCCUUGCCUGGACAUGGCGCUAGCCAGCCUGAGGUGGGGUCGCACCCCGUUGGCACUGGCACUGGCACAGGCUAUCCCGACGGAAACCACCCUAUUUCAGCCUUGCCUAGACGUGGCGCUGGCCAGCCUGAGGUGGGGUCGCACCCGGUUGGCACUGGCACUGGCACAGGCUAUCCCGACGGAAACCACCCUAUUUCAGCCUUGCCUAGACGUGGCGCUGGCCAGCCUGAGGUGGGGUCGCACCCUGUUGGCGCUGGCACUGGCUAUCCCGACGAAAAACACCCGAUUUCAGCCUUGCCUAGACAUGGCGCUAGCCAACCUGUGGAGGGGUCGCAUCCCGUUGGCACUGGCACUGACACAGACCAUCCCACCGGAUCCCACCCAAUUUCAUCAGCUUUGCCUGGACAUGGCGUUGGCCAGCAGGUGGUGGGGUCGCACCCCACUGGCACUGGUGGCACAGGAAGGACCGAUAUAUAUUAUGACGAAGCUUAAUGUAUUUAUAUUGUGUUUUUUUUUUUCUCCAUCUGUGUUUUCCCGCAUUUAAGGUGUGUUUUCUGGGUGAACUUGCAUGUUAUUAUGCUAAAAAAAAAAAAAAAAAAAGAUUAUCCAAUGUUGAAGUAGAUAUGAUAUGGGUUUGUAAUGCUAUAUUCAACCGCUAUCUAAUGUAGGAUUGACAAUAUUGCUGUGUGGGAUAAA
This is a messenger RNA of Corylus avellana, 1476 nucleotides long. RefSeq lists its product as uncharacterized. The record is from RefSeq and is a predicted model, not a curated record. NCBI's taxonomy places the organism in Eukaryota, Viridiplantae, Streptophyta, Magnoliopsida, Fagales, Betulaceae. Gene Ontology annotation, biological process: embryo development ending in seed dormancy.